Molecule: messenger RNA, 13804 nt
Organism: Caretta caretta (loggerhead turtle)
Lineage: Eukaryota; Metazoa; Chordata; Testudines; Cheloniidae
Source: RefSeq, a predicted model, not a curated record
AUGGGCAUAGGCUGGGGGGUACGAAUACCACUAUGGAUACCAAUAUUAGUGAUCACCUUUAUGCAGAACAAAGGUAAGAGUGCCCAAGAUGUACCACAAGAAGUGACAAUCAUCCAACCACUGAGAACGACGCUGCCUGUAAAGCCUGGCAACCCUGCUCACAAUGAACGUGUGUGCAGCACCUGGGGCAACUUUCACUUCAAGACCUUUGAUGGGGACAUCUAUCACUUCCCCGGGCUCUGUAACUAUGUCUUUGCAUCCCACUGCAAAUCUGCCUACGAGGACUUCAACAUCCAGAUCAGGCGCACUGUGCUGGAAAGCUCUCCUGUGAUCAGCCAUAUCACUCUGAAGCUUGACGGAGUGGUGAUUGAACUGACCUCAGACUCCAUUGUGGUCAAUGAAAACCCAAUUCAGCUGCCUUUCAGCCAGUCAGGAAUCCUGAUAGAGAGAAGUAGCGGCUAUUUGAAAAUCACUGCCAAGAUGGGCCUGGUCUUCAUGUGGAACCAACUGGAUGGUCUUCUGGUGGAACUGGAUAAGAAAUAUGCCAAUCAGACCUGUGGGCUUUGUGGGGACUUCAAUGGCAUUCCAAUUUACAAUGAGUUCACGUCAAACGACAUCAAGCUGACUGAUGUGCAGUUUGGGAAUAUGCAGAAGAUGGACGGACCCACAGAGCAAUGCGAGGAUCCUUCAUCUUCUUCUCUUACAAAUUGCUCUACUGAAUUUAGCGCUGUCUGCCAGGCGGUAUUGACUGGUAAAGCAUUUGUGAGCUGCAAUGCACUGGUGGAUGUUCAAGACUAUAUUGACUCUUGCAUACAAGACUUGUGCCGCUGUGAUGAGUCUAUGAGUGACUUCUGCAUCUGUAACACCUUUGCUGAAUACUCCCGGCAGUGCGCCCAUGCUGGUGGACAACCUCUGAACUGGAGAACUAAAGAACUGUGCAACAAGACGUGCCCUUAUAACAUGCAGCACGAGGAAUGUGGCUCACCCUGUGCUAACACCUGCACCAACCCUGAAAGGUCAGCCCUUUGUGAAGAUCACUGUACCGAUGGCUGUGUCUGCCCCCCAGGAACCGUGUUUGAUGACAUUAACAGCUCUGGCUGUGUCCCUCUCAGCAAGUGCUACUGUACCUACAAAGGUGAAACGUAUAGUCCAGGUGCUUCUUUUACAUCCCAGUGCACUUCAUGUACCUGUACUGGAGGCCAGUGGAGUUGUGUCAGCCUUUCAUGCCCUGGGACUUGCUCCAUUGAAGGAGGUUCCCACAUCUCCACAUUUGAUGAGAAACGUUAUUCCUUCUUUGGAGACUGUAGCUACAUCCUGACAAAGCUCUGUGACAGCAAUGCCUUCACCGUUCUAGGAGAAGUCCGCAAAUGUGGCCUAACUGACACCGAGACAUGCCUGAAAGGUGUAGCCAUAAGCAUAAGUGGAGGACAAACUAUCGUUGUGAUCAAACCUUCUGGCAGCGUGUUUGUGAAUACGAUCUACACCCAGUUGCCCAUCUCUGCAGCCAAUGUUACCAUCUUCAGGCCUUCAUCAUUCUUCAUCAUUGUACAAACAAACUUUGGGCUUCAGCUUGAGAUCCAGCUCAUACCCAUCAUGCAACUCUUUGUAAGCUUGGACCCAUCCCACAAAGGGCAGACAUGUGGUCUUUGUGGAAACUUCAACAAUAUCCAGACAGAUGACUUCAAAGCCACAAGCGGUGUAGUGGAAGGAACAGCAGCCGCCUUUGCCAAUACCUGGAAAACCCAGGCUGAUUGCCCUAAUGUCAAAAACAUCUUUGAGAACCCGUGUACCCUCAGCGUAGAAAAUGAAAAAUACGCUCAGCACUGGUGCGGAUUGCUGACUGACACUCAAGGACCUUUUGCUGAAUGCCACUCAACAGUGAAUCCAGAUGUUUACCACACGAACUGUCUGUUUGACACCUGUAACUGUGAAAAGAGUGAGGAUUGUAUGUGUGCUGCCCUCUCUACCUAUGUCAGAGCCUGUGCUGCCAAAGGAGUCCUGUUGAGCGGAUGGAGGACCAAUGUCUGCACCAUAACUUCAUGCCCCAAAUCCCUGACGUACAGCUAUGUUGUCAAUUCCUGCCAACCCACUUGCCGAUCUUUGAGUGAGCCCGAUGUCACAUGCAACAUCAAGUUCACUCCAGUUGAUGGCUGCACCUGUGCAAAUGGAACUUACAUGGAUGAAAAUGGCAAAUGCGUGCCCGCUACUAGCUGUCCUUGUUAUUACAAAGGAUCUGUGCUACCUUCUGGAGAGGUUGUUCACGACAAUGGGGUCAUAUGCUCUUGCAUACAUGGAAAGCUGGACUGCGUUAGAGUGAAACCACAACCAGUCUGUGCAGCUCCCAUGGUCUACUUUGACUGCAGCAAUGUCACUGCGGGCACAAUUGGAUCCGAGUGCCAGAAGAGCUGUCAGACGCUUGACAUGGGCUGCUACAGCACACAAUGUGUCUCUGGCUGCGUGUGCCCUAAUGAUCUCGUGUCUGAUGGCAAAGGUGGCUGUGUAGCUGUGGGGAACUGUCCAUGUGUUCACAAUGAGGCCUCUUACAAUCCAGGAGAAACAAUCAAAGUCAACUGUAACACAUGCACUUGUAAAAACAGAAUGUGGCAAUGCACCAAUGAAUCUUGCCUGGCAACCUGCUCAGUUUAUGGAGAUGGUCAUUACAUUACUUUUGAUGGCAAACGCUUCGGCUUUAGUGGAGACUGCGAAUACACACUGGUCCAGGAUUACUGUGGUAAAAACAGUACCAGCCUUGGAACCUUCCGAGUUAUCACUGAGAACAUCCCCUGUGGAACCACUGGGACCACCUGCUCAAAGGCCAUUAAAGUCUUCCUACGGAACUAUGAACUGGUACUCAGUGAUGGAAAGUUUGAAGUGAUAGAGAAGGUCCGUGGAGGGGAAGUGCCAUACAAGGUCCGUUACAUGGGCAUCUACAUGGUGAUUGACACUGACACUGGGCUGAUUCUCAUGUGGGAUAAGAAAACCAGCAUAUUCAUCAAGCUCAGCCCAGAUUUUAAGGGUCAGGUCUGUGGCCUGUGUGGGAACUACGAUGGCAAUGGCAUUAAUGACUUUACCACCAGAAGUCAGUCUGUGGUAGGAGAUGUGCUGGAGUUUGGAAACAGCUGGAAGGUUUCUCCGACUUGCCCAGAUGCCAAGAGCAACAAGGAUCCUUGCACUGCAAACCCUUACAGGAACUCCUGGGCCCAGAAGCAGUGCAGUAUAAUCAACAGCAAAGUAUUUGCUGCCUGUCACUCUCAGGUUGAACCAAACGAAUAUUAUGAAGCAUGCGUGACUGAUGCUUGUGCCUGUGACACUGGGGGAGAUUGUGAAUGUUUCUGUACAGCGGUAGCUUCAUAUGCUCAAGCAUGUAAUGAGGCUGGCAUUUGUGUUGCAUGGAGAACACCAUCUAUCUGUCCUCUGUUCUGUGAUUACUACAACCCGCAGGGGGAAUGUGAGUGGCACUACAAGCCUUGUGGGUCCCCUUGUAUGAAGACCUGCAGGAACCCAAGUGGAAAAUGCCUUCAUGAGUUACAAGGCUUGGAAGGCUGCUAUCCAAAGUGUCCAGAGGACAAGCCCUAUUUCGAUGAAGAUGAUAUGGAGUGUGUUGAUCACUGUGGCUGUUAUGAUGCCAAGGGAAAAUAUUACAAGCCAGGAACACCCAUUCGUUCAGAAGAGAACUGUCAAUCAUGUGAAUGCACAAUGAAUGGCAUUAAGUGUGAAUAUGAUGAAGAUGACUGCUACUGCACAUAUGAUGGAAAGCAAUAUGAGUAUGAGGAUGUCAUCUACAACACUACAGAUGGUAUUGGCGGAUGUAUCAUUGCAACUUGUGGUCACAAUGGAACAAUUGAUAGAAAAGUCUAUGCAUGUUCUACACCCUUAACCACAACACCGUUUGUAUUUUCCUCUUCAACACCUAUAUCCACCACAACAGUGACACCGACUACACCAGUCUGCGUUCGUGAAGUAUGUCAGUGGUCACAAUGGUAUGAUGUGAGCCAUCCAGGGCCUGGGAUCAACGAUGGAGAUUUUGACACUUUUGAUAACUUAAGAGACAAAGGUUAUAAAGUUUGCAAAGCUCCAAAGGCUGUUGAAUGCAGAGCUGAAAAAUUCCCAAACACACCAUUAAAUGAACUAGAGCAAAAAGUAGAAUGUAGUACAACAACGGGACUAAUAUGUUAUAAUAAGGAUCAGCAUCAAAAGAUCUGUGACAACUUCCAGAUAAAAAUCUUAUGCUGUAGCUUUGUACCAUGUGAUUAUACAUCUCCUGCCACCACAGCGCCUGAGGAGACUACAACACCCAUCUCAAAAACGACCACUCCAGAAACUACUGUAACCAGUAUAUCUUCAACAACUACAGCACUACCUACCAGCACAGAACCUAAAACAACUAUUCUUUCCACAAGUACCAUGACCUCCAAAACUCCUUCCACAACUCCAGUCACAGAAACAGCGAGUGUGUCCACUUCAACUCUUAGAACCACAGCUCCAACAACAACAAUCCCUGAAACAACUUCUAGCCCUUCAACAGAAACUGUAUAUACUACAGGGGAAAUCACCUCCAUAACACCUUGUAAACCAAAAUGCAAAUGGUCUGAAUGGCAUGAUGUCCAUUUUCCCAGUCUGGACAAUAAAGGAGAUUCUGAAACAUAUGAUGAUAUUAGAGCAGCAGGAAAAGUGAUCUGCAGCAAACCUGAAAAUAUAGAAUGUCGAGCUGAGAAAUUCCCAGAAAAAUCAAUUGAUAACAUUGGCCAAACUGUCCAGUGCAAUGUAUCCUUUGGACUUGUCUGCAGAAAUGAAGAUCAGGAAGGAGUGCUCCAAAUGUGCUAUAACUAUCAAAUAAAAGUAUUCUGCUGUGAUGAUUUUAGUCAUUGCCCAUCCACAACUACAGAAACUACAACAACUGCAGGCACAACUAUUGUUUCAACGGAAACUUCCACCCAGACUCCUACAACUACAGAAACUACAACUUCAACAGUAAGAACUACACCUUCAACCGCCACCACAACAGAAACCACAACCAAAGAAGUUACAACAGCUACUCCUUUAACAACCACCCCUGUAGAAACUACAACAAUCAUAACUAUACCUUUCACUACCACAACCACAGAAACGACAACUACUCUAGGCACACCCAUUGUUUCAACAGAAACGUCCACACUGACUUCUACAACUACAGAAACUACAUCAACAGUAGGAACUACACAUUCAUCCACCACCAGCAUAGAAACUACAACAAUCACAACUACACCUUUCACUACCACAACCACACCAACUACAACAACCUCAGGUACUACAACCAUGACAACCCCUCACACUACUACUACAAUACCAACCACUACGCCAAUAACCUCAACACCAAUUCCAGACACUUUUACAACUACAACUACUUCACCAACCACUACUCAAACCACCACCACAGAAUUUACCACAAUAGUAAGUACAACCACUACACCAACAACCACUGAAACUACCACAGCUGCAACUACUACACCUAUUUCAACAACAAAACCUACAUCAUCAAUAACAGUAACUACUCCAGCAAUAACCACAGUCUCAGAAACUACAACAGCUGUGACAACUGUUCCUAUAACAACUCCUGGUUGUUUUAAAGAACUAUGUGAAUGGUCACAAUGGUAUGAUGUAAGUUACCCAGGGUCUGCUAUCAAUGAUGGAGAUUUCGAUACAUUUAAGAAUAUAAGAGCCAAAGGAUACAAAGUAUGCAAAGCUCCAAAGGCUGUGGAAUGCAGAGCAGAAAGAUUCCCUAACACAGCAUUAAAUGAGCUGGAGCAAAAUGUAAUAUGCAGCAAAACAGAAGGGCUGAUAUGUUAUAACAAGGAUCAACUUCCACCAAUCUGCUAUAAUUACCAGAUCAAAAUUCAGUGUUGCCAAAAUGUAAAUGUACCAUGCCCAACCACUACAACGACAGUAACAACCAUCCCAACGACUACCCGAAUAGUAACAACCACCCCAGCCACUACCCCAAUUGUAACAACCACCCCAGCCACUACAACAAUACUAACAACCACCACCACAAUACUAACAACCACCCCAACCAUUACCCCCAUAGGAACAACCACCCCAGCCACUACUCCAAGAGAAACAACCACCACAACAAUACUAACAACCACUCCAACCAUUACCCCAAUAGGAACAACCACCCCAGCCACUACUCCAAGAGUAACAACCACCCCAGCCACUACUCCAAGAGUAACAACCACCACAACAAUACUAACAACCACCCCAACCAUUACCCCAAUAGGAACAACCACCCCAGCCACUACUGCAAUACAAACAACCACCCCAGCUACAACCCAAAUAGAAACAACCACCCCAGCAACUACAACACCAGUAACAACCACUCCAGCCACUACAACAGUGAAAACCACCCCAGCUACUACCCGAAUAGAAACAACCACCCCAGCAACUACUCCAAUAGUAAAAACCAGCCCAGCCACUACAACACCAGUAACAACCACUCCAGCCACCUCAACAGUGAAAACCACCCCACCAAGUACCCGAACAGAAACAACCACCCCAGCAACUACUCCAAUAGUAAAAACCACCCCAGCCACGACAAAGACAGUAACAACAAGGACGACAGCAAUAACACACCACAUUAUUACCCAUAUAAAAACAACAAAACCACCUCAAACAGGACCUAUACAUCAAGAAACGACUAAAGCAAUGCACAGUACAACUAAAGAAACCACACUGGUGAGUAAAACAACACCAGAAAGAACUCCAGUCACAACAACAUCAACAAUCUCCACAACACUGCCAACUACCACAAUUGUAGAAACCACCACUAGUGAAACAACCCAAAGCACAACGACAAUUGGUACCACCUCUCUACCUACCACAGAAAUCCCCACAACAUCGCCAAGACCCACAACUUCACAAACAUCUAUUUCCUCAACUACAACGUGUCAGCCAACGUGCACAUGGUCCAAAUGGUUUGAUGUUGAUUUUCCCUCUUCUGGACCUAAAGAAGGAGACAUUGAAACCUACAACAACAUAAGGGCAGCAGGAGAGAAAAUCUGCAGAAAGCCUGAAAAUAUUGAGUGUAGGGCAGAACAUUACCCGGACAUAAGCAUCGACCAGAUCGGUCAAGUUGUGCAGUGCGAUGUCAAUUUCGGGCUGGUGUGCAAAAAUGAGGAUCAAAUUGGGAAAUUUAAAAUGUGUGUCAAUUACGAGGUACGUGUUUUCUGCUGUGAAGAAAACCCUAACUGCCCAACCACAACCAGAAGUAUCGCGACCACAACUACACGUACGCCAACAACUACACUCAAAGAAACCACCAGUGAAGUCACAACUUCGCCUAAACCACCAGUCACAGAAACACCAGGAACUACCACUUCUGAAACAACUCCAGUCACUACACCUAAAAGUACAACCAGAAGCACAACGGGCACCACUACUCUGCCUCCCAAAGAAACCACCACAACAUCAGCAAUCUCCACAACACUGCCAACUACCACAAUUGUAGAAACCACCACUAGUGAAACAACCCAAAGUACAACGACAAUUGGUACCACCUCUCUACCUACCACAGAAAUCCCCACAACAUCACCAAGACCCACAACUUCACAAACAUCUAUUUCCUCAACUACAACGUGUCAGCCAACGUGCACGUGGUCCAAAUGGUUUGAUGUUGAUUUUCCCUCUUCUGGACCUAAAGAAGGAGACAUUGAAACCUAUAACAACAUAAGGGCAGCAGGAGAGAAAAUCUGCAGAAAGCCUGAAAAUAUUGAGUGUAGGGCAGAACAUUACCCGGACAUAAGCAUCGACCAGAUCGGUCAAGUUGUGCAGUGCGAUGUCAAUUUUGGGCUGGUGUGCAAAAAUGAGGAUCAAAUUGGGAAAUUUAAAAUGUGUUUCAAUUACGAGGUACGUGUUUUCUGCUGUGAAGAAAACCCUAACUGCCCAACCACAACCAGAAGUAUCGCGACCACAACUACACGUACGCCAACAACUACACUCAAAGAAACCACCAGUGAAGUCACAACUUCGCCUAAACCACCAGUCACAAAAACACCAGGAACUACCACUUCUGAAACAACUCCAGUCACUACACCUAAAAGUACAACCAGAAGCACAACGGGCACCACUACUCUGCCUCCCAAAGAAACCACCACAACAUCAGCAAUCUCCACAACACUGCCAACUACCACAAUUGUAGAAACCACCACUAGUGAAACAACCCAAAGUACAAUGACAACUGGUACCACCUCUCUACCUACCACAGAAAUCCCCACAACAUCGCCAAGACCCACAACUUCACAAACAUCUAUUUCCUCAACUACAACGUGUCAGCCAACGUGCACAUGGUCCAAAUGGUUUGAUGUUGAUUUUCCCUCUUCUGGACCUAAAGAAGGAGACAUUGAAACCUAUAACAACAUAAGGGCAGCAGGAGGGAUAAUCUGCAGAAAGCCCGAAAAUAUUGAGUGUAGGGCAGAACAUUACCCAGACAUAAGCAUCGACCAGAUCGGUCAAGUUGUGCAGUGCGAUGUCAAUUUCGGGCUGGUGUGCAAAAAUGAGGAUCAAAUUGGGAAAUUUAAAAUGUGUGUCAAUUACGAGGUACGUGUUUUCUGCUGUGAAGAAAACCCUAACUGCCCAACCACAACCAGAAGUAUCGCGACCACAACUACACGUACGCCAACAACUACACUCAAAGAAACCACCAGUGAAGUCACAACUUCGCCUAAACCACCAGUCACAGAAACACCAGGAACUACCACUUCUGAAACAACUCCAAUCACUACACCUAAAAGUACAACCAGAAGCACAACGGGCACCACUACUCUGCCUCCCAAAGAAACCACCACAACAUCAGCAAUCUCCACAACACUGCCAACUACCACAAUUGUAGAAACCACCACUAGUGAAACAACCCAAAGUACAACGACAAUUGGUACCACCUCUCUACCUACCACAGAAAUCCCCACAACAUCGCCAAGACCCACAACUUCACAAACAUCUAUUUCCUCAACUACAACGUGUCAGCCCACGUGCACAUGGUCCAAAUGGUUUGAUGUUGAUUUUCCCUCUUCUGGACCUAAAGAAGGAGACAUUGAAACCUAUAACAACAUAAGGGCAGCAGGAGGGAUAAUCUGCAGAAAGCCCGAAAAUAUUGAGUGUAGGGCAGAACAUUACCCGGACAUAAGCAUCGACCAGAUCGGUCAAGUUGUGCAGUGCGAUGUCAAUUUUGGGCUGGUGUGCAAAAAUGAGGAUCAAAUUGGGAAAUUUAAAAUGUGUUUCAAUUACGAGGUACGUGUUUUCUGCUGUGAAGAAAACCCUAACUGCCCAACCACAACCAGAAGUAUCGCGACCACAACUACACGUACGCCAACAACUACACUCAAAGAAACCACCAGUGAAGUCACAACUUCGCCUAAACCACCAGUCACAGAAACACCAGGAACUACCACUUCUGAAACAACUCCAAUCACUACACCUAAAAGUACAACCAGAAGCACAACGGGCACCACUACUCUGCCUCCCAAAGAAACCACCACAACAUCAGCAAUCUCCACAACACUGCCAACUACCACAAUUGUAGAAACCACCACUAGUGAAACAACCCAAAGUACAACGACAAUUGGUACCACCUCUCUACCUACCACAGAAAUCCCCACAACAUCGCCAAGACCCACAACUUCACAAACAUCUAUUUCCUCAACUACAACGUGUCAGCCAACGUGCACAUGGUCCAAAUGGUUUGAUGUUGAUUUUCCCUCUUCUGGACCUAAAGAAGGAGACAUUGAAACCUAUAACAACAUAAAGGCAGCAGGAGAGAAAAUCUGCAGAAAGCCUGAAAAUAUUGAGUGUAGGGCAGAACAUUACCCGGACAUAAGCAUCGACCAGAUCGGUCAAGUUGUGCAGUGUGAUGUCAAUUUCGGGCUGGUGUGCAAAAAUGAGGAUCAAAUUGGGAAAUUUAAAAUGUGUUUCAAUUACGAGGUACGUGUUUUGUGCUGUGAAGAAAAUGUAAAUUGUCCUGUUACAACCUCAGUUUUGUCAACAACGCCCACACGAGUAACCACUCCAACUGUCUCAAGUACACAAACAGGAACAACAGAAGGAACCAUGACAACUACUCACUGCUUUUGCCAAAUUGAGGAUGCUGUUUUUGCACCUGGUGAAAUUAUUUACAACAGAACAGACAAGGAUGGAUGUAAUUUUUAUGCCAUUUGUAGUAAAACAUGUUCAGUGGAGCGAUUUAAGGGACCAUGUAGCUCAACAACUCCAGCAACAACAAAUACGCCAACAACUUCAACAUCUAAACCAACUACGACUCCCACUACAACAGUUAGUUCAACCACUAAAAUUGAGUGUCCUGAUGCUAAACCUCCCAGAAAGACAGGUGAAACAUGGAAGAUAUCCAACUGUACCACUGCAACUUGCGAGGGAAAUAACAAAGUUGUUAUACAGCAAAUAAAAUGCCCACCUGUAAAGAAAAUUACCUGUGCCAAUGGAUACCCACCAGUGAAGGUCUUCAGUGAGGAUGGCUGCUGUUACCAUUAUGAAUGUGAAUGUGUCUGUAGUGGCUGGGGUGACCCUCACUACAUUACAUUCGAUGGAACCUAUUACACAUUCCUUGACAACUGCACAUAUACCCUUGUGAAGCAGAUUACCCCUAAAUAUGACAACUUCCGUGUUGACAUUGACAAUUACUUCUGUGAUGCAGAAGAUGGACUUUCCUGUCCUCAGUCCAUUAUUGUUUACUACAAGUCCAUGGUUGUAGUGCUGACACGUGAACUCUACAAUGGAGUGAUGGCUAAUAAGAUUAUCUUCAAUAACAUGAUUGUCAAACCAGGCUUCCAGAAAGAUGGCAUUUCUGUUUCCAUGCUUGGCAUCAACAUGGUUGUUGAAAUACCUGAGAUUGGAGCUACCAUCACCUUCAGUGGGUUGAUCUUCUCAGUGAAACUCCCAUUCAGCAAAUUUGGCAAUAACACUGAAGGACAGUGUGGUACAUGCACAAACAUUAAAUCAGAUGACUGCCGCUUGCCAAGUGGUAAGAUCAUUCCUUCUUGUACCCAAAUGGCUCCCUAUUGGAAGGUUGACGAUGGCAAGAAACAAUACUGUGUAGGAACACCAACACCAUCACCACCAAGACCCAGCACCCCAACUCCAGCUCCCACCUGUCCCCCUUCUGCUCUUUGCAAGAUAAUUUUGAGCAAAGUCUUUGAAGAAUGCCACAAGGUGAUACCACCACAAGAUUUUUACAAGGGCUGUGACUUUGAUGCAUGUUUCAUGACCAAUACAUCCAUGCAGUGUUCCAGCUUGGAGAUAUAUGCCACUCUGUGUGCCACAAGAGGUGUUUGUAUUGACUGGAGAGGAGAGACCAAAGGCAAAUGCCCAUAUAAAUGUCCAGUGGACAAAGAAUAUAAGCCAUGUGGGCCUCUUAAUCCUGCUACCUGUGAUUCAAGGGCUAUUCACCACAAUGGCACUGGCCUAACUGAAGGAUGUUUCUGCCCUGAAGGACAGUUUCUCUUCAAUGAAAACAGCGGUGUUUGUGUCCCACACUGUCGUAUCUGUAUAGGACCAGAUGGACUGCCCAAAUUACCUGGAGACCAGUGGAAAAGCAAUUGCCAGAACUGUGUUUGUGACAAGGACACUCUUAUAGUGCAGUGUACAAAACAACAGUGUAAACCACUCCCACCAGUCUCUUGUGAUGACCCAGGGUUUGUACCUGUGCAGUCACUGACACAAGAAGACCCAUGCUGUGUCCAGACUGAAUGCCGAUGUGACACUAGCAAGUGCCCUGAAUCAGUGGCCAGCUGUCAACCAGGAUACGAGUUAAUCCCAGAAGUAUUAAAUGGAAAUUGUUGUACUAUCUUCACAUGUAAGCUAAUACCAGGCUGUGUAACCAAUGGAACUUUCUACAUGCCUGGAGCUGUCAUUCCAAAAGGUACCUGUGAAAACUGCACCUGCUCUGCUGAAGUAGAGCCAGACAGUCAGAGAAACAUUAUUGACUGCCAGCCCAUUCCAUGUGACACAGAGUGCCCAGUGGGCUAUACAUAUAAGAUGAAAUCUGGACAGUGCUGUGGUGAGUGUGUACAGGAGGCUUGUGUACUGAAGAUGGAGGAUAACACAGUCCAUGUGAUUCAGGCUGGAAAAGUCUGGCACGAGCCCGGUGAUAACUGUACCUUCUAUGAAUGUGAACAAAUUGAGGAUCAGUUUAUCCUUGUCACUGUAAGGAAAGUCUGUGGAACCACACACCUAGAAAACUGCGACCCGGCUGAUAUCAAGCUAAGUGAAGAUGGCUGCUGCAAAAUAUGCUCACCAAGCCAUAAAAUUUGUGGACUGCAUAGUACUACCACUGUCAUCAGUCACAAUGAAUGCAACUCUUCUGUGCCCGUUGAACUAACAUACUGUGAAGGCAACUGUGAUGGUUCUUCAAUGUAUUCCCUUGAGGCGAAUGUGAUGCAACACACGUGCAAGUGUUGUCAGGAGGUCAAGACCAGCAAAAGACAGGUGACCCUGAGCUGCCCUGAUGGAAGCACCACUGAUUACUCAUACAUCCACGUGGAGCAGUGCGAUUGUGCGGGCACAGAGUGCAUCCCCCAAACCCUUCCCACCACUCCAGCACAGCAGCAGGAGCAAGAACAGCAGCAGCAGGAACAGAUCCAGCAGCAACAAGGGCAGCCUAGAACCAGGAGCAGAAGCAGAAAAAUGAACCAAAACCAGGAAGAGUAGACUAUAGACUGAAAUAAAUCUUUUCACUUUUUUUCCCCUAAUAAUAAACAAGUAUCCAAAGCAGCUAGAAUCUUGGACAUAUGGAUGAAAUUCCUGUAUACAGCCUAGAAAUUUCGGUUUCCUAAUUAUUUCAGCUUCCAUUAUCAAUGGGUCUCAUUGCUUUGAGUGUCUUCUUUUAACUUGAGAGGUGCAGCAUUAGGAAAUCUUGAGGUUUGUUUUUUCUCGGCGAUGCUAUAUGACUGACAGCUUUUCCUUCAAUAGGGUGGAGUGGUUGGAACUAUACUCUAACUAUUUCCACGGCACUUUUAGGAAGUCCUUGAUGUAAACUAUAGUCUCUUUUUGGCUUGAAAUUUUCCCUGUGGUGAUUCUGAUACUGACUGCCCAAGGCCAAGCAGCCAAACAUCACUGCGUCGUUAAUAAUUUUUCACUAGUCACAGUCAUUACAAUGUGUCCCACACCCAACUGACACUGACUAAUCAUUGCAUUGAAUUAGACAACUUUUAAAAUCCCCUUUGAUUCCAGUUCAGUUAGGCAGUGUCAACAAUUCGAGUCCAGGAAAAACACAGACUAUCGCUCUCACCUUCCUACCUUUUUGUUUGUUUGCUUGUUUGUUGUUUUAGCAUUAAAGAGGGUUUAGGUUAUAGUAACUGCAUCUUCUCAAACUUUAAAGAUACUGGGGGGUUUUGUGGUGUUGUAGGAAAGAAAGGAAGGAAGAAAGAAACUCUAUCAUACAAGGCUGCUGCAGACUAUCCUAUGUUUACAUGAGAUCAUCAGCAUAGUAAAUGAAUGAAAAUUUGGAUUUUUGUAUUAUUUGUUUUUGGUUAACUGUUUACAGAAGAAAUAUAUUUUUUGCCAAAAGGGGUAGAUGAAGGAUUUUUGUAAACAAAAGUAAUAAUAAUAGUAAUAUAAAUUCUUUCCUAGGAAGCUGAGAUUUUUUUAAAAUGUUGUAUCAUUGCUAUUUAUUUUGUUUCUGGGAAAAAUAAGUGUACUGGACCAUUUCUUCCACAAUUAAUGUUGCCCCCAUUUUCUAGCGUCAGUGGGUAUCUGGUUGUGGGAUGUUUUCUUUUUCUAUUUUGUUCGUUUCCUAAGAAGAAAAAAGUUAUGAUGAUUAAUA